AUGUACAUAACAGCUGCUUUUCUCCCCUUAUCCAUAGAUCCAGUAAUUUCAUCAAAGAAAACUUACUGUCUUAGUGAGGAGUGCUUUGCCCUUGGUAAAUCCAUGCUGGCUGUUCCCUGUCACUUUUUUAUCCUUCAUGUGCUUGGACAGGGCUUCAAGGAGGAUUUGCUGCAUAACCUUCUUAUGGACUCAGGUUGCAGAGCACUUCUGUAUUUAAAUCUGUCGUAUACAGAUAUUACUAAUGGAACAGUAUGACUAUUGUUAAGGAUUGUGGAUAGGUGUAUUGUCUUCCCCAAUUUACAGUAUCUGAGUUUAGCUCACUGCAGAAAAUUCACAGACAAAGAUUUACUGUACCUGGGCUCUGGAAAAGGCUGUCACAAGCUCAUCUAUUUGGACCUUUCAGGUUGCAUUCAGAUUUCAGUUGAUGGCUUCAGAAAUAUUGCCAGUGGCUGCAGUGGGAUUCAAGAUCUGCUGAUCAACAAAAUGCUAACUCUUAUGGACAGAUGUAUUCAGGCUGUGGUUGAAAAAUGCCAACAGAUAAUGUCUGUUGUUUUUCUUGACUCUCCACAUCUUUCUGAUACAACUUUUAAAGCCCUUGCUGAAUGUAAACUUGUCAAGGUCAGCAUUGAGGGGAAUAACCAAAUUACUGGUUUAAGUUUCAAGUUGAUGAGCAAAUGCUGCCCAUACAUCAGGCACAUUCAUAUGGCUGAUUGCCAGAAGAUUACAGAUGCUGGUCUUCAGAUGAUUUCACCAUUGAAGCAUAUUCUUGUACUGAAUGUAGCAGACUGCAUAAGAAUCAGUGAUGGAGGUGUAAGGCCAUUUGUACAAGGUCCUUCAGGAGCUAAGCUAAGAGAGCUGAACUUGAGUAAUUGUAUUUGUGUCACUGAUGCUUCUGUCACAGAAAUAGCACACAGAUGCCAUUAAUUGACCUAUCUAAAUCUGCGUUACUGUGAAAAUGUGACUGAUGCUGGAAUGGAAGCCUUGGGAAAUAUGUUUAUUGAUAUCUCUGGAACCAGAAUUGACCAAAGUUUUAAUCUCCCUAUUGUCUUGAACAUCGGGAUUGUUCAUGCACCUGUGAGUAUGACUGCACCAUUUCGGGUGUUGUCUUGCACCAUAGCCGUAGCCAUAAAGCCCUUACUGGGCUUGAGAGCCCUUGGCUGCCAUGGAAAAAUAAAGGAACUUUCUAUAUCAGAAUGCAGUAAUAUCUGUGAUACUGGAAUUCAGGAGUUCUGCAAGGGCACAAAAUACCUGGAACACUGCUGUGUCUCUUACUGCCCUCAGCUGAUGGAUGAAGCUGUGAAAGCAUUGGCAUUUCACUGCCACAGCCUAACAGCUGCCAACAUAGCAGGUUGUCCACAAAUGACUGAUACCUGUAUCCAAUACUUGGCUGCAGCCUGCCAUUACCGCCACUCCUUGGAUGUCUCGGGUUGCAUUCAUCUUACUGACAAAGCACUGAAAUAUCUUUGGAAAGGUUGUAAGCAACUCCAGAUUCUCAAGAUGCUGUACGGUAGAAAUAUUACCAAGUAA
Messenger RNA from Antrostomus carolinensis (chuck-will's-widow), 1527 nucleotides. RefSeq names its product F-box and leucine rich repeat protein 13 (gene FBXL13). The record is from RefSeq and is a predicted model, not a curated record. Gene Ontology annotation, molecular function: protein binding. Gene Ontology annotation, biological process: SCF-dependent proteasomal ubiquitin-dependent protein catabolic process. Gene Ontology annotation, cellular component: SCF ubiquitin ligase complex. Lineage: Eukaryota; Metazoa; Chordata; Aves; Caprimulgiformes; Caprimulgidae.